This is a messenger RNA of Amorphotheca resinae ATCC 22711, 231 nucleotides long. RefSeq lists its product as hypothetical. The record is from RefSeq and is a predicted model, not a curated record. Bases 1 to 231 code for a protein of 76 amino acids. NCBI's taxonomy places the organism in Eukaryota, Fungi, Ascomycota, Leotiomycetes, Helotiales, Amorphothecaceae. The transcript is spliced from 2 exons.
AUGUCCACUCCUCGAUUUUUCUCGCAGCCCCUGCGAUACCUUCACUGGGCUUCCCUCGAGAAGCCCGCGAUUUUCUGGUCCAUCGUCGUCGGGUCCAUAGGCCCUGUCAUGGUCGUCACAGUGCCUGGCAUCAGAGCGCGGUUAGGCGACCCAAAGAGACCCGAGAUUCCUCUCACAUACCCAAUACCCACCGGUCCUAGAAAACAACUAUCUGGAUAUGAUGACGAGUAA